Calliphora vicina (urban bluebottle blowfly) is the source of this 972-nucleotide messenger RNA. RefSeq names its product Cuticular protein 49Ab (gene Cpr49Ab). Gene Ontology annotation, cellular component: chitin-based extracellular matrix. The record is from RefSeq and is a predicted model, not a curated record. The coding region runs from base 52 to 837 and encodes 261 amino acids. NCBI's taxonomy places the organism in Eukaryota, Metazoa, Arthropoda, Insecta, Diptera, Calliphoridae. The transcript has 3 exons. Gene Ontology annotation, molecular function: structural constituent of chitin-based larval cuticle.
UCAAUUACUUUGCAGGUUUUUAAUUUGCAACGAAUCGCUAAUUUUAACGCAAUGUUUCAAUCAUUGCAGGUAAUGAUAUUUACCCUAUUACUCCUGGGAGUAGUAUUAUUGGUAAAUGCUCAAAAUGAUGGACGCUACAAGCCACCACCAAAACCAAAAAACAAUGGUGAUGGUCGUUAUCGUCCUGCCGGCGAUGGCAAAUAUCGUCCCAGUAAUGAUGGUCGUUACCAGGGCGGUAAUGAUGGUAGAUACAUGCAUGUGGAUGUUAAAUAUGUGCAUGAUGCGAAAGAUGGAGGACAAUAUAGUGGUGAUAGUAGUAAAUAUCAACCUGAUACUAAUCGCGGCGGUCCAGGUGGAGGUGCUGGUGGUGGAGCUGGGGGCGCUGCUAAAUCAGCUUCUGGUCUAGGGGCAGCAAAAUCAGGAUCUGGCAGUUCUAAUGCUGGGCGGUCAGGCUCAGGCAAUUCCAAUGCUCUUAAUGCGGCCGCUUUAGCUAAACCAUCAGUCAAGGGCAAAGGUACCGGUGAAGGUGGCAAUGGCUGGGCCAUAAUACGUUUGGAAGAUAAAGUAGAGCAAGAUGGUUAUCAUUAUCUUUACGAAACUGAAAAUGGAAUUUUGGCUGAGGAGGCUGGUAAAGUAGAAAAACUACAAACUGACGAUGGUUUGCGCUCCAAAGGUUUUUAUGAAUACACUGGUGACGAUGGUCUUCUAUAUCGUGUGGAUUAUGUGGCCGAUGACAAUGGUUUUGUACCCCAAGGUGAACAUAUUCCAACAGCACCGCCCUAUGUUGCCAAGUUAUUGGCUUAUUUGGAGGCAAAUGCUGAUAAAAAUAGAAAAUAAAUACGUAUUUAUUUGUGUAAUUAUUAGAAAUCCAAGUAUUUUAGAUUGUGUUUCUUUUUAACUAAUUGAAAAUUAUUUUUCUUUUGUAACAAUUAUAAGUAUUUUUUAAUAAAGUGUAUACUAAAAUAACCAAAA